Molecule: messenger RNA, 7218 nt
Organism: Candidozyma pseudohaemuli
Lineage: Eukaryota; Fungi; Ascomycota; Pichiomycetes; Serinales; Metschnikowiaceae
Gene: PRP8
Product: U4/U6-U5 snRNP complex subunit
Exons: 2
Coding region: 1-7218 (2405 amino acids)
Biological process (GO): mRNA splicing, via spliceosome; spliceosomal tri-snRNP complex assembly
Cellular component (GO): U5 snRNP; catalytic step 2 spliceosome
Molecular function (GO): protein binding; U2 snRNA binding; pre-mRNA intronic binding
Source: RefSeq, a predicted model, not a curated record
AUGCCACCCAAAGCCCCUCCACCUCCACCUCCUCCUGGAGGCAGUGGCAGUCGAAAAGGCACUAAUACUAGAGCCCCGCCUCCUCCUCCGCCACCUGCAGUGCAUAGAAAUGGCUCCUCGAGGCCUAUAGCCAGACCUCCUCCACCUCCAUCUGCCAGGAUGCCACCUCCUCCAGCAGGAGAAGAGCGUCCUCGUAAGAUGCAAAAGACGUCACUGGCUACUUCGCCAAAGGAGCAGUUAGAGGCCCGGAAAAGGGACUGGCUCCAGCAUCAGAAACUCCGAUUCAGAGACACCACAUCGACCCAGAAGAAGGCAGGCAUAGUCAAACCACAGAAGGCCAGGAUGCCACCAGAGCAUCUACGAAAGAUCAUGCUAGACCAUGGCGAUCUCUCAUCGAAGAAGGUUGCAUCAGACAAGAGAUCACACCUUGGUUCUCUCAAGUACAUGCCUCACGCCAUCCUCAAGCUUCUAGAAAACAUGCCUCAGCCGUGGGAACAAGAAAAAGAAGUUUCUGUACUCUACCAUAUCACUGGUGCCAUCACGUUUGUGGAUGAAGUUCCACGAGUCAUUGAGCCCGUUUACACAGCCCAAUGGGCCACGGCAUGGACCAUGAUGAGACGAGAAAAACGAGACAGAAGACGUUUCAAAAGAAUGCGGUUUCCACCAUUUGACGACGAUGAGCCGCCUAUAGAUUGGUCGGAGAACUUGGACGAAGUGACCCUUCCAGACCCCAUUCAGCUCGACACAGACGAGAGCCCAGACUACGCAGCAAUUGCCGAGCUCCUCUACGAUGAGAAACCUUUUAUCGAAGCAUCUGAGGGCGGAUCAAUUAAUGGUGAAUCCUACAAGCAUUGGAACCUCGAUAUUGCCACCAUGGCGAAGCUAUACCGACUCUCGAUCCCUCUUUUACCGCAUGUCACCGAUCCCAACUAUUACUAUCUUUUUAACAAGGAAGCAUUCUUCACAGCCAAGAGCUUGAACGUUGUCGUUCCCGGAGGACCCAAGUUUGAGCCAUUGUUCAAGGACAAGAUCAACAACAAGGAGCUCGAAGACUAUACCGAGUUCAACGCAAUCGACAGAAUCAUCUUCAGAGUACCCAUCAAGACCGAAUACAAGGUUGCGUAUCCUUACCUUUACAACUCCUUCGUCAAAGAUGUGGAGGUACCUUGGUACCACGACAAUAUCCGCACAGUUCCACAGGACGAUUAUGAUAAAGACGGACCAGCCUUUUUCUUUUCCCAAGACUACAACCCAAUUGAGCCGCAUAAGUUCUCAGUGAAGAAGGCAGAAGAGAGCUUUCUCGAUUUUGGUCUCGAUGAAAUUCAGUUGCCCGAUGGUUUUGCUCCAUUCAUGUCGACCACAGAGGAAGACGGCAUUGAUGUCAAUUUGCCUCUUGAGCCAGAACAUACAGCUGAUGCGCUUCAACUCUGGUGGGCUCCCUUCCCCUUCAAUCGUCGUUCGACUUCCACUGUCAGAGCUCAAGAUGUUGCUCUCGUGAAGUCGUGGUACAGAGAAAGGCCCCCUCGCGAUGUUCCAGUCAAGACCCGAGUCUCGUAUCAGAAGCUCUUGAAGGGUUACGUUCACAACGAGCUCAAAAACCCUCCUGGCCUGAAAACUGGAAAGGCAAACCAAAGAAAGGUUAGUCUUCUCAAAAGCUUGAAGGAAACAAAGUACUUUCAACAAACAUCGAUUGAUUGGGUAGAAGCUGGUCUUCAACUUUGCAGGCAAGGUCACAAUAUGCUCAACUUGCUACUUCACAAACGUGGUCUUACGUACCUUCAUCUUGAUUACAACUUCAACCUCAAACCCACGAAGACUUUGACAACAAAAGAGAGAAAGAAGUCAAGAUUCGGGCAUGCCUUUCACCUCAUCAGGGAACUUCUCAGAAUCGUCAAGAUUCUUGUGGAUUCGCAUGUACAAUUUCGCUUGGGUCAAGUUGACGCUUACCAGUUGGCUGAUGGUAUCUAUUACACCUUGAAUCAUAUCGGGCAACUUACCGGUAUCUACCGUUACAAGUACAAGGUGAUGCACCAGAUUAGGGCCUGCAAAGACCUCAAACAUGUCGUCUACUCCAAUUUCAACAAUUCUAUUGGAAAGGGGCCGGGUUGUGGUUUUUGGCAACCUGCUUGGAGGGUCUGGCUAUCCUUCAUCAGAGGAACAAUUCCUAUGCUCGAAAGAUGGCUUGGUAAUUUGCUUGCACGUCAAUUUGAAGGUAGACGCAGCAAUGAUGUCGUCAAGACCGUCACCAAACAAAGAAUUGACUCUUACUAUGAUUUGGAAUUAAGAGCUCAAGUCAUGCAUGAUAUUUUGGAUAUGAUUCCUGAAGGUUUGAAACAAAACAAGUCGGCCUUGAUUUUGCAGCAUUUGAGCUUGCCAGAGCCGAUCGAAAAGAUUAUUGAACAUUACAUCAAGGCCAAGGCAGAUGGAUGGAUAUCGAUUGCUCACUAUAACCGUGAUCGUAUUACACGUGGUGCCACGGUGGAAAAGUCCAUGGUGAAAAAGAAUCUCGGCCGUCUCACAAGACUUUGGAUCAAGGACGAACAGACAAGACAAAGUGACUUUUCUAAGGACGGUCCAUACGUCACACCGGAUCAAGCUGUGAUCAUCUUUCAAACCAUGGUUCAGUGGCUCGAGAGUAGAAAGUUCAACCCUAUCCCAUUCCCUCCUAUAUCAUACAAGCAUGAUACCAAAUUGUUGGUUCUCGCCUUGGAGAAUCUCAAAGAAAAUUUCAAUGCGAAUGCUAGGUUGAACUCAGCUCAACGUGAAGAGCUUGCUCUCAUUGAGCAGGCUUACGAUAACCCCAAUGAGUGUUUGGCCAGAAUCAAAAAGUAUCUCUUGACACAAAGAAUUUUCAAGGAAGUUGGUCUCGAAUUGGUAGACCAUUACGAUCAUUUGUCUCCAGUCUAUACUAUCGAUCCAUUGGAAAAGAUCACAGACGCAUACCUUGAUCAAUACUUGUGGUAUGAGGCGGAUAAGAGAAUGCUUUUCCCCAACUGGGUGAAGCCCUCUGACGAUGAAAUUCCACCCUUGCUCGUUUACAAAUGGUGUCAAGGCUUGAACAACCUCGAGGAUGUUUGGGACACCUCGCACGGUGAAAGCAAUGUGAUCUUGGAGACAUCUUUGAAUAAGGUUGCCGAGAAGAUUGACUUUACUCUUCUCAACAGACUAAUUCGACUCAUUGUGGAUCCCAACAUCGCGGACUACAUCACAUCCAAGAAUAACAUUUCCUUGUCAUACAAAGAUAUGAAUCAUGUCAAUCAAUAUGGUUUAAUCAGGGGUUUACACUUUUCAUCCUUCAUUUUCCAAUACUAUUGCUUGGCCAUUGAUCUUUUGAUUCUUGGAUUGGAUAGGGCGACGGAUAUCGCUGGACCUGUGCAACUGCCUAAUAGCUUCCUUAACUUCAAGGACUCCGAGACCGAGAAAGCGAACCCUAUCAGACUUUACUGCAGAUACAUGGACAAAAUCCACAUAUUUUUCCGGUUCGAAAGAGAAGAUGCUGAUGCUUUGGUUUCGGAUUUCCUUUUAGAUAAUCCCGAUCCAAACACUAGCAACCUCAUUGGCUACAAUACCCAUAAAUGUUGGCCUAAAGACUCGAGGAUGCGUCUCAUGCGCCCAGACGUGAAUCUAGGAAAGGCCGUAUUCUGGGAGGUGUCGAGCAGAAUUCCAACCUCGAUCACGACAUUGGAGUGGAAGGAUUCCUUUGCAUCUGUUUACUCUCCUGAGAAUCCAAACUUGCUUUUCACGAUGUGUGGUUUCGAAGUGCGUAUCUUGCCAAAGAGUCGGAUGACGGAGGAUCUGUCAUCUCAGGAAGGUGUCUGGGACCUUGUUAAUCAAACGAACAAAGAGCGUACCGCUAAAGCUUUCCUCAAGGUUUCUCAAAAAGAAGUUGAACGCUUCCAGAACAGGAUCAGACAGAUUUUGAUGUCCUCGGGUUCAGCUACUUUUACGAAGGUGGGAGCAAAAUGGAACACAGCAUUGAUCUCACUUUUUGCAUACUUCCGUGAGGCAACCGUGGCAACGGAAUCCUUACUAGACGUCCUCGUGAAGUGCGAGACCAAGAUUCAGAACAGAGUCAAGAUGGGUUUGAACUCGAAGAUGCCGUCGAGAUUUCCCCCUGCCGUUUUCUAUACUCCUAAAGAAUUGGGUGGUCUUGGAAUGUUGAGUGCCUCGCAUAUUUUGAUUCCAGCAUCUGACCUCAAGUGGUCUAAGCAGACUGAUACGGGAAUUACACAUUUCCGUGCUGGUAUGAACCAUCAGGAGGAGAGAAUGAUACCCACGAUUUUCAGGUACAUGACAACUUGGGAGAACGAAUUCUUGGACUCCCAGAGAGUUUGGGCAGAAUAUGCAAUCAAAAGGCAGGAAGCUGUCGAACAAAAUCGUCGUAUCACAUUUGAAGACAUGGAGUCAAGCUGGGACCGUGGUUUACCGAGAAUCAGUACACUCUUCCAGAAAGAUCGUCAAACUCUCGCUUACGAUAAGGGUCACAGAGCAAGAAGAGAAUUCAAGUCUUUUGCUUUGAGCCGUGGCAACCCAUUUUGGUGGACGAAUAGUCAUCAUGAUGGUAAAUUGUGGAACCUUGCAGCUUACAGAACUGAUGUGAUACAAGCUCUCGGUGGCAUUGAUACCAUUCUUGAGCACACCCUUUUCAAGGGAACAGGUUUCGACUCGUGGGAAGGCUUGUUCUGGGAGAAGGCCUCCGGUUUUGAAGAUUCUUUGAAGUUCAAAAAGUUGACAAAUGCUCAGCGCUCUGGUUUGAGUCAGAUUCCCAACCGUCGUUUUACUCUUUGGUGGUCGCCUACCAUCAACAGAGCUAACGUGUAUGUUGGUUUUUUGGUUCAACUUGACUUGACGGGUAUUUUCCUUCAUGGUAAGAUUCCAACUUUGAAGAUCUCGCUCAUUCAGAUUUUCAGAGCUCAUUUAUGGCAGAAGAUUCAUGAAAGUUUGGUUCAAGAUAUUUGUCAGGUCUUAGACAAGGAGCUUGAAGUCUUGCAUGUGGAUUCUGUUGAAAAGCAGGCUGUUCACCCCAGAAAGUCGUACAAGAUGAAUUCCUCGAGCGCUGACAUUGUCUUGACCAGUACCUACAAGUGGAAUGUUUCCAGGCCCUCUCUUUUGCACGAUAAGGCUGACUCUUUCGAUAGUGCCACAGCAACAAAGUAUUGGGUUGAUGUUCAGUUGAGAUAUGGUGACUACGAUUCUCACGACAUCUCCAGAUACACUAGAGCAAAGUUUUUGGACUACACAACAGACAGUACAAGCUCUUACCCCUCACCAACUGGAGCCAUGGUUGGAGUGGAUCUUGCCUACAACGUUUAUGACAUUUACGGUAACUGGUUCAGCGGUCUCAAGCCAUUGAUGCAGAAUGCCAUGAAGGAGAUCAUGAAAGCAAACCCAGCCCUCUAUGUUCUCCGUGAGCGUGUCAGAAAAGGACUUCAGUUGUACCAGUCUCAACCUCAGGUUGCCUUGUUGAACUCAUCGAACUACGCUGAAUUGUUCAACAAUGAGACACAGCUUUUCAUUGAUGAUACGAAUGUUUACCGAGUCACAGUUCACAGAACAACCGAGGGCAACCUCACUACCAAGCCUGUGAAUGGUGCUGUCUUCAUUCUCAACCCAAAAACUGGACAGUUGUUCCUCAAGAUCAUUCAUGUAUCUGUGUGGGCAGGUCAAAAACGUCUUGGACAAUUGGCAAAAUGGAAGACAGCAGAGGAGGUUGCCGCUUUGGUCAGAUCUUUGCCCCGUGAAGAGCAGCCAAAGCAGUUGAUUGCAACAAGAAAGGGAAUGCUCGAUCCCCUUGAGGUCCACAUGUUAGAUCAUCCAAACAUUAGCAUCAGGUCUUCAGAACUCCAUCUUCCAUUCGCAGCAGCUCUCAAGAUUGACAAGUUGUCUGAUGUGGUCAUGAAGGCCACCGAACCACAGAUGGUUUUGUUCAACUUUUAUGACAACUGGCUCGAGAGUAUUUCUUCAUACACCGCUUUCUCCCGUACUAUAUUGAUUUUGCGUGCAAUGGGAAUUAGCCCAGAGAGGACGAAUAUGAUUCUCCGCCCUGAUGCUAGCGUUGUUACUCAGAGCAACCAUAUCUGGCCAACAUUGUCUGACGAGCAGUGGAUUGACGUCGAGACACAAUUGAGAGACUUGAUUUUGAAUGACUUCGCCAAGAAGAAUAACGUCAAUGUUCAAUCAUUGACCCAGUCUGAGGUUAGGGACUUGAUUUUGGGUCAGGAAGUGAAGGCUCCUUCAGCCAAAAGACAACAGAUCGCCGAUGUGGAAAACUCAACAAAGGAAGAUCCAGAUGCUGCAAAUGCCAAUCAGCAGCUUACCGCUUUGAAGACCAAAAGUCAAAACGUCCAUGGUGAAGAGAUCACAACAAUCACGACGACAAAUUACGAGCAACUGGCCUUUAGUUCCAAGAAUGAAUGGCAGAAUAGAGCAAUCGCUGCUUCUAAUUUACAUCUGAGAACCAAGAACAUCUAUGUCACCUCGGAGGAUUUCGAAGACGAUGAUAGCUUCACCUAUAUCAUGCCAAAGAAUCUUCUCAAGAAGUUUGUUCAGAUUUCGGACACAAGAACUCAGAUUGGUGGUUUCGUCUACGGCACCUCGCCGACUGAUAAUGAGGAGAUCAAGGAGGUCAAAGCAAUCGUUAUGGUUCCCCAACUUGGCAAUUCUCAUUCCAUUCAAUUUCCUAAUAAGCUUAUCGAGAAUGACCAGCAUGAAUACCUUAAAGAUCUCGAACUACUUGGCUGGAUUCAUACGCAAAACCACGACCUCGGCAUGUUGAGUCCCGUUGAUGUGACAACCAUUGCAGGCUUUAAUAACAAGAACGAGGCAGUGUGGAAUAGAAACUUGGUUACCUUGACCGUUGCACUUACACCUGGCUCUGUUACGCUAACCGCCUUCGGACUCAACAAGAGUGGUUAUGACUGGGGAAGUUCGAAUAAGGACAUGAUUUCCAACGCACCUGCUGGUUUCAGUCCAUCAUUUAGCGAAAAGAAGCAGCUCAUAAUGUCAGACCGAAUUGUGGGUACGUUUUUGGUACCUGAUGACAAAAUCUGGAACUACGCAUUUAUUGGGCCCGUUUGGGAUCCAAACGGUGUCUUUGACUUGGUGGUGGAUUUGCCCUUGCCAUUCUAUCACGAAUCACAUCGCCCUCUUCAUUUCAGCCUCUUCAACGAGAUUGAAGGAAAUGAACUUGAGGCUACUCAGGAAGACAACUUCUCUUGA